UUUCGUUCUCAAGGUUGGUUUGGGAUUCGAGAUUUCCGGGUCUCCUUUUUUACUCGAUAACUUUCUUGUACUAUUAUUAUGAAACAAAUUGGUAGUCUCUAACCUGUACACUCUUGGCGCUGCCAAACCUCGUCGAAUGAUUCAUUCGCUGAAGAAGCUAAACCUGCCAAGUUGAGGAGGUACUUGGGCAAUUCCUCUUGUUAAUAACGACUAGAUCUCGCCUUCAGCUCCCCCUCGAGCACUCGCAAUCGCGCAGUUUCCGAUACAAUGCCUCCUAAGUCACGGUUUGCACGACUAGACGCUUUCACAAAAACCGUCGAGGAUGCGCGGAUACGAACCAGAUCUGGGGGGGUUGUCACAAUAACUGCACUGAUCAUUAUCUUCUUCCUCAUAUGGGGUGAAUGGUCGGAGUACAGACGUGUAGUGGUGUUGCCAGAGUUGGUUGUUGAUAAGGGCAGAGGGGAGAGAAUGGAAAUUCACUUAAACGUAACUUUCCCAAAUCUACCUUGUGAGCUCCUCACACUGGAUGUCAUGGAUAUUUCCGGCGAGUAUCAGACAGAGGUUGUCCAUGGUGUCAAUAAAUUGCGCCUCAGCCCGGCAGAGGAGGGAGGCCAGGUUCUCGAUAUUACUGCUCUGCAAUUACACUCUAAAACCGACAAUGCAAAAGACCUAGACCCAAAUUACUGUGGCUCAUGCUACGGAGCCCCCGCGCCACCCAAUGCACAAAAACCUGGGUGCUGUAAUACCUGCGAUGAGGUUAGAGAGGCAUACGCAGCGAAGCGUUGGUCCUUCGGACGAGGAGAAAAUGUCGAGCAAUGCGAAAAGGAAGGAUAUAGCGCCAACCUAGACGCCCAGAGAAAGGAAGGAUGCCGUGUUGAAGGAGUGAUCCGCGUUAACAAAGUUAUCGGCAACUUCCACAUUGCGCCUGGCCGCAGCUUCACAAAUGGCAACAUGCACGCCCACGACCUGAACAAUUACUACAACACUCCCAUACCGCAUAACGUGGGCCAUAAAAUCCACUACCUCCGCUUCGGGCCCCAGCUGCCCGAUGAGGUUUCCCGCCGCUGGAAAUGGACUGACCAUCACCAUACCAACCCGCUUGAUAACACUGAGCAACACACAACUAACCCCAGACUCAACUUUGCGUACUUUGUAAAAGUCGUAGCUACCUCCUACCUGCCGCUGGGAUGGGAUGACGACUGGUCUAGUACAGUUCAUUCUAAGGUGUCCAACAAUGUGCCCUUGGGCAAACAAGGGGUCAGUUUGGGCUCAGGUGGAAGCAUUGAAACGCACCAGUACUCCGUGACCUCGCACAAACGGUCUGUGGACGGGGGUAACGAUGCUGAAGAGGGACACAAGGAGCGCCUACAUUCGCAAGGCGGUAUCCCGGGUGUUUUUGUCAACUAUGAUAUUUCCCCCAUGAAGGUGAUCAAUCGCGAGGCGCGAACGAAGACUUUUUCUGGCUUCCUGACCGGCGUGUGCGCGGUUAUUGGAGGAACGCUGACUGUUGCCGCGGCUAUUGACAGGGCGCUGUAUGAGGGCUCUGUGCGGGUGAAGAAGCUACAUAAGAGCUGAUCUAGUUGUCUCUUUUUUUUUUUUUUUUUUUUUUUUUUUUUUCCUCGUCAUUCUGCGGGUUCCGGAUUCGGUUUGGUGUUUCUAUUUCUUGAUUUUCCUAGGUUUAUUUAACCUAUUUUGAUCCUCGACAUACUUUUACUUUUUUGCUUACUUCCGCAAAAAGGUCUAGGAUCAUUUUCGACUUCAGUCGGAUUGGGAUGGCGGAUAUGAUUGAGAUGAAAAAGGGGGAAAGGAGAAGGGGCGCCGGGCGGUGCGGUGUGUAUGUGUGUGUGAAUGUGUCGCGCGUCCUCCCCUUUUUACCUCUUCCACCCAUCGAACCCAAACCAACCCAACAAAACUUUCAUGAUAGAGGAAUCUCAAAAUAAGUGACGUGUCAACAAAUUCUACCCCCUUUUUCUCCAUUUUUCUUUUUUUAUUUUUUGUUCUCCAGCUUUUGUCACGAGAUUUUAUGUAUGGCGUUUUGUUUCAUCUUCCAUUUUUUGCUCCCCAAUCCUUUCCAUAUAUAUUUUUCUCGGUGUUUGUUUCGAAACUGUACUCUACGUUAUGCAGCGACGUGAAGCGAAAUUUUUACUUAUUUAACUUUUUGUCUUACAGCUGACAAGUAAGAAUAGAAUACUUUAUUUUAUUUAUUAUUACUCCCUUAGAUAGUUUCAUUUUUUACCUCUCUUCAAUAUUCAUACGACACUCGUCAAUGAACAUGAGUCAUAUGACACUGUUUCAGUGGUCAGAGCAUAGUUGCACAGACAACAAAGAUCAAAAAUGAGCUUCAGAGAAAGAGGGUGUAAAUAAGAGUUCUAAUACUUUUUUCAUCAGGGGAAGAGAUAUUAAAAAGGAAUUUUUUUAAAAACAAAGUGUGAAGAUAUGAAAGAGCAUGGGUGGAACUGAUAUAGAUAUGUAAAAAUACAGGUUUGUUGUGUGUUAG
Messenger RNA from Blastomyces gilchristii SLH14081, 2497 nucleotides. Its product is annotated as COPII-coated vesicle membrane protein Erv46. Gene Ontology annotation, biological process: endoplasmic reticulum to Golgi vesicle-mediated transport; retrograde vesicle-mediated transport, Golgi to endoplasmic reticulum. Bases 268 to 1575 code for a protein of 435 amino acids. Gene Ontology annotation, cellular component: endoplasmic reticulum membrane; Golgi membrane; endoplasmic reticulum. The record is from RefSeq and is a predicted model, not a curated record. The transcript is spliced from 3 exons. Lineage: Eukaryota; Fungi; Ascomycota; Eurotiomycetes; Onygenales; Ajellomycetaceae.